ACAUGGUCAGAAGACUCAAGCAGUCAGAAGCUUUUGUUCAGUUUGUGACUGAAUUUGAAAAUGCACUAUUCAAUUUGGUGUUCACUGUGGACUGAAAAAGGUCAAAGAAAAGCAAAUAUUGUUAUCAUAAAUCCGAUGAACCCAUAAGUUGUUCAUUGUCGGCUAGGAACAGGUUGCAGAUAGUGCGAAAUCGUUGAUAAUUUCCACUCUCCGCUUUGUCAAAUAUCUUUAUAAAUUUUUCGAGAUUCUGAAUGCUAUAAUAUGAGUAUACGGAACUCAACUUGUUAUUCGUUUAUAUUGUCACGCUUGCCUAAUCAUAUUCUGAGCAGACAUAGUACCAAACCAUGUAUAGUUUCUACCUAUGGUAGCUCUAGAAGAUCAAGUUAUUCAAAAAGCGAAAACUAUCACUCCAAUCACAGACUGUAUAUAUCAUUCGGUUCGCUUUUGGGCGCUGGUGCUGCAACUUUUGUGAUCUAUCAAUGGAACAGAAGGGGAAAUUUGGUUGACAUGAAAUCACGGGACGAACUGUCCCACGAAAUUUUGAAUCCAGUCCGAUAUCAGAAGAGUUCCGAAAGGUCGAAUGAUAAAGAAAAAGUUCUGAGGUUGCAGAGAAAAGACUUCAGACAGAACUUGAAAAGAGAAAUUGAAAUGUACCGAAUUACAAAUCUGAUUCCAGGAAUUAUCUGUCAGGUUCAAAUUGACGAAGAGGUAGUGUUCCGAAACGAUUUUGGCUAUUGUGACAUCGAGCAACUGAUUCCAUGCGACGGGUCAAGAGCCACUUUUCGAAUAGCCAGCAUUAGCAAACUGAUCACUGGACUAAUUGCUAUCAAACUAGCCAGCGAGGGAAAAAUACAUUUAGACGAUAGUAUAUAUAUUUAUUUGAAGGAUUUCCCGAAGAAGUUAGUAGACGGGGAGGCAGUGGAUAUUACCAUUAGACAGCUACUGAAUCACACGUCAGGAGUGAGACACUACAUCAAGAAGGAUUCGAAGUUGCUCACUGAAGAGGAAAAGAUGGCCGAGACGGCGCGAAAUUCUCAAAGAAAUGAUGAGUUUGUUUCGUUGAAGGAGACUAUUAAAGCCUUCAAAGAUGACGAGCUGCUCCAUAAGCCAGGAUCCAUCUUCCUCUACACAACAUAUGGCUUCACACUUCUCAGUGCUGUCCUUGAAACAGUGAUGGACAAACCAUUUCACGAAUAUAUCCUCGACUUCGUGCGCCAGAUGGGACUCAACCAUACACUUCCGGAACCGACUCCGAAGUCACGAGAGUUCGUGUUCAACAGAAUGCCCUGUUAUCUAUAUGACCCUAAAAAGGAACGACUGACACCAGUUCCAGAAGUGACUCUAAUGCAUAAAACAGCAGGCGGAGGGAUGGUGUCUACCCUCAAUGAUUUGAGCCACCUGGGAGUGCUUUUUGCUAGAACUAUGACGGGAGAGGAAAUGUUUCUCCCAGGAGUGAAAAGGGAGAUUUUCGAUCAGAUUGUAAGGCCACCGAAAGGAAAGGAGGUUUCAAUGACAAACAGGAAACAUGUGAAAUACUCUUUGGGAAUGUCUGUCCACGAAAACGACCCGUCGUUACCUGAAGGUACAGUGAUAGUGGGACAUGGCGGUGCCAGCACUGGACUGUGUUCCCACUUGGCAGUCUGUGCCCCCAGAGGGGACUGGAGCAGACCCAUCAUAGUCACUAUUGCUGCCAAUCUUAACAAUAGAAAUCUCAAGGAAAUAACGAAGCAGAUCAUCAGAGAAACAAUCGCUCUCAACGAUAGUCUGGCCAAGUGAAAAUAAAUUCUGAAAGUUUGUUAAUAUAAUUUAUUGUAUCAUCCUUUUGUAUUGCAGAUAACUAUAACUUUGUUUAUUCAUUUUUUUGACGAUACGUUGCUAAGUUUAAUGUUAAUAUUCUUAUUCGC
Symsagittifera roscoffensis is the source of this 1904-nucleotide messenger RNA. Its product is annotated as serine beta-lactamase-like protein LACTB, mitochondrial. NCBI's taxonomy places the organism in Eukaryota, Metazoa, Xenacoelomorpha, Acoela, Convolutidae. The record is from RefSeq and is a predicted model, not a curated record. Gene Ontology annotation, molecular function: peptidase activity. The transcript has 6 exons. Bases 262 to 1776 code for a protein of 504 amino acids. Gene Ontology annotation, biological process: regulation of lipid metabolic process; proteolysis. Gene Ontology annotation, cellular component: mitochondrion.